UUAUAAGAUUUGUUUUUUACAAGAAGCAUCUGCAAUACAGGUUUCUUUUCCCCCUUCUCAAACUAAAACCACUCUCAUCAUAAACGACACUGUCGUUCAUUACCUACAACCAUGGCUACUGACAAAUCGGUGCUUGCGGUUAUCAGAGCCGCGAGACCAACCUUCCGCAACCAAAACGACAAAAUUGCCUUCGUCGUACACUCCUCUUUCCUCGCUUCCGGUUACAUCCUCACCGCCACAGGUCCUCUAGCCCUCUCCGAUACCGCGCUUUCCAACUCCUCCAAUGAUGAGGUAGCUGUUGAUCAUUGGAACGAGCUUAACGAUGAGUAUGCGUUUGUUUACUUGAACCCGGAAAAGGGUGGGAAGAAAGUGCUUGUUAAGUGUCUUGUGAUGAAUGAGAAAUUGCUUGUUCAUGCUUUGUCCGAAGGGUUUCCGGAGCCUCUACAUCUUGAGAUCAAUGUUGGGGACUACUCUGGGGAGGAUGGAGGUAGCAAUUUUUCUCAGCAGUUCAAGAAUUUAGACAAGUUGGUGAAGAGAAUAGAUGCAGAUAUUUUAUCAAAAUUAGAUGGUUCUUCCAAUGCAAGCUCCUCAACUAAAAGCUCAGAAACCAGUGAAAAAAGAGGAUUAGAGACAUCUGAACCUGUUCCUGGUUUUGGUGAACCUGCUGGUCCUUAUGAUCAUAACCCUGGAUUUAUUAUCCCUCCAGUUGGCAUCGGUUCUGGUAGUGAUCUUUUUCCAGGGCCUGUUGCCGGUGUGUAUCCUUCAAGGGGUGAUCAUGGUUUUGGAGGCAGCAUGCUCGUAGGGCCUAAUGACUCUCGUUGGUUUGGUGGCGGUAUUGGUGGAGGACCUGCUUUUCCUGGAGGAUUGCCGGGUGUUCCCCCCGGUGCUCGAUUUGAUCCUAUUGGACCUCCUGGUCUCCCUGGUUUUGAACCCAACAGAUUCGCAAGGAAUCCUAGAAGGCCAGGAUAUGAUGCUCAUCCAGAUUUGCAACAUUUCAGAAGAGAUACUGAUUCAGAUUACAUAUAGUUGCACUGAUAUUAUAAACAACUCUCUUCACUUAAUAUUUCUAUAAAUUGUAUAUUUGUUAAGAUUUAAGUAUUUAUUAUAAAUUUUGUUCAAAUAGGAUUUGUAUAUCCUUAUGCUUUUGUUUGUUGAUUAUAUCAAUAAUCAAGAUACCAGACUUUAUACUUA
Molecule: messenger RNA, 1191 nt
Organism: Lathyrus oleraceus (garden pea)
Lineage: Eukaryota; Viridiplantae; Streptophyta; Magnoliopsida; Fabales; Fabaceae
Product: probable proteasome inhibitor
Exons: 8
Coding region: 112-1026 (304 amino acids)
Biological process (GO): proteasome-mediated ubiquitin-dependent protein catabolic process
Molecular function (GO): proteasome binding; endopeptidase inhibitor activity
Source: RefSeq, a predicted model, not a curated record